Molecule: messenger RNA, 2494 nt
Organism: Rattus norvegicus (Norway rat)
Lineage: Eukaryota; Metazoa; Chordata; Mammalia; Rodentia; Muridae
Source: RefSeq, a predicted model, not a curated record
AGAUGAAUUCGAGGAGAUUGGUGCAAAGGGCUGUCUGCCAGUGCGACAGCAGAUUUCUGGGUGCCAGAGCCGGGAAGACAAGAAAGUAACACAUUCCCCUGUUCAAAGCUUGCCAGAAUGCUGAAAUACUCUAUCUCUCUAGGAAUGUGGACAAAAGCGGCUCUCUCUUAGUGUGCGCGGUAUCCCAUAGCCUUGCCUUAGGUGAAUGUGGGCUUUGCUGGCUGUCUCCUCCCCUCUCUCGCCUUCAGCCCUCAUCUCCUCAUGGGGCUGCCUUGACUAGCCGGCUCUGAACCCUUUAUCCUUUGUUGGCAGUCGUGAUGCACAUCUGAACAAAUACCAGACACAGUCACCAAGUGUCAGCUCUACAUACCCUUUAAAUCCCAAGCCUGGAAAGAACCACACACGGCAGGACUGAGCGGCGACGUCUGUACGGUUAGCCAGGUACACGGUGCGCACAGUAUAAGGUGGCCUCCAGACUCAAUGCUCCAUCUAUCCUCAGUCGCUGCAGAUUCGGACCCUGCACUCUCUGCCUUCACAACAGGACCCAAACUUCCGACGAGCAAGAUGACGGCCCUCUUGCCACGAGAGAUUUCCAGCAAGUGUGGCACUACCACCAUUGUAGACUCUCACUCCUGGAGACAUCAGGAUGGAGAGGAGACGAUACCCUUCCAGUCAGAAGACAUCCGUCCUGAAAUGAGAGAAGAUAUCCAUGAUCCCAGCUACCAGGAUGAGGAGGGGCCCCCACCCAAGCUGGAGUACGUCUGGAGGAACAUCAUCUUCAUGGCCCUGCUGCACGUGGGAGCCCUGUACGGGAUCACACUAGUCCCCUCCUGCAAGGUCUACACCUGGCUCUUGGGAAUAUUCUAUAACAUAGUUGCCGGUUUGGGCAUCACAGCUGGGGCUCAUCGCCUGUGGAGCCAUCGAACCUAUAAAGCAAGGCUGCCCCUGAGGCUCUUCCUCAUCAUGGCGAACACCAUGGCUUUCCAGAACGAUGUGUACGAAUGGGCCCGGGAUCACCGCGCCCACCACAAAUUCUCAGAGACACACGCCGACCCUCACAACUCCCGCCGUGGCUUUUUCUUCUCUCACGUGGGUUGGCUGCUUGUGCGCAAACACCCGGCUGUCAAAGAGAAGGGCGGAAAGCUGGACAUGUCUGACCUAAAAGCUGAGAAGCUGGUGAUGUUCCAGAGGAGGUACUACAAGCUGGCUGUCACCCUCAUCUUCAUCACCCUGCCCACAAUGGUACCCUGGUACUUCUGGGGUGAAACUCUCCGACACAGCCUGUGCGUCUCUACUUUCCUGCGGUAUGCCGUGCUCCUAAAUUUCACCUGGCUGGUGAACAGUGCCGCCCACCUCUACGGACACCAGCCCUACGACAGGAGCAUUGGUGCCCGAGAGAAUCCCCUGGUGUCAGUGGCAUCUUUAGGCGAGGGCUUCCACAACUACCAUCACGCCUUCCCCUAUGACUACUCUGUCAGUGAGUACCGCUGGCACAUCAACUUCACCACGUUCUUCAUUGACUGCAUGGCUGCCCUGGGCCUGGCUUAUGACCGGAAGAGAGUGUCCAAGGCCGCUGUCUUAGCCAGGGUUAAAAGAACUGGAGAUGGGAGCCACAAGAGUAGCUGAGUUUGGGGUCAUCUGGUCUCUGUACCAUAACCAGCUGGGCCAACAUUUAAUGUUCUGUUAACUACUGAAUAAUGCCACCAAAGCCCACUCCAUUCCCCACCCCCUCUCUGUCAUCUAUUCAGCUCUAUAGACCAGGCUGGCCUUGACCUCACAGAGGUCUUCCUCCCUCUGCCUCUCAGUUGUUGGGAUUUAAGGGGUGCAUCACCAUGCCCAGCUCUGCCAAGUAUUCUUGGCAAAUGCUCAAGGCAGCUCUCCUUUUUGGCUUCUCUGUCUUCUAGCCUCCACCCCAACACACACUUUUUUCUGUUAUGCUUCUCCUCCUUUUCUCCUUCGUUGCUUCUCUAAGAAGCCGUCUGUGAGUGCUUGGCCCACCUCCAAAGGUUUCACAGAUUUUCUGAUGUCUCAAAGUAAGGACCCUUAUUGCAGACCGUUCUCUGUUAAGGUUUUUGCCCAAAGCUAGUGAAACAACAAAACCUUUUUAGGAAAUGUCUUAUUAAGUGUCUUUAUUUCAUGCUUUUCUAAAGGAAAGUGAAAAAUAGCAUUUGUUGUCACAGAAGUGCUAAAGCUGGCAAAUCUCAGGUGGGGAAGCAUGCAGGGUGUGACUCAGAGGUAGGGGUAAGAUCGAGGUAGGAACUACUGGGCAAAAUAUGACCUCCCACAGACAGACGGGGCCCUCCCGCAGACAGGGUCCUUCCACAGACGGAGCCCCAACACUGAGCCCGUAACAGCCAUUGAACUGGCCAUGCUAGAACACAAUGAAUGUCUCUGCAACUCAGUCUGGUUCAGGCCAAGAAGUAAAGGGAAAACCAUUCAGUUAGUGAGAAAAGAGAUCUCUCAGAGGCUGGAUUCCACAAGCUGCACUAGAAAU